AUGCUCGAUAACCUUCGAGCACAAUCUUUCUAUCACCAUGGUCGGCAGAUAGCCUUACUUGAGCUGACUAACUACCCCAGUGUCGAGACUGUGCAAGCAUUCGUUUUAAUCAGCAUCUUCAUGUUAGGGUGUUCUAGGCGAAACGGUGCUUCGUUGAACCUAGGAAUCGCCAUUGGUGCUGCGAAAUCUCUCGGCUACCACCAAUCCAAUGCAAAUUCAGCAUAUGAUGAUAAUGAGCGCCGGCAGAGAGCCCAGAUCUGGAAAACCUUGCGCUAUCACGACUUGUUCUUCUCCGCAAUGAUGGGCCGAAGCUCCUCUACUUCUGAUACGGGGUUUAACAUCGACGAAGCACAAUCUUCCACCCCCAUCGAGGAUGAGUAUGAUCAAAGCUUAUCUAUGACUGAGUCGGCACGUGCAUUCCUCGUCAUGGAACACAUAAUUAACGACGUGUACACAAAGCGAACGGUGUCACUAGGCUUAUUGCAAUCUCUUGCUCGAGAGCUACAGGAAAAGUGUUCCGUGCUGCCGAAGUCGUUACGCAAAUCUUCCGGGCCUACAGUUCAUGGGAGGUUUUGUCAAUCAAUCCAACAACGCAAUCUUCGAAACGCUCACGUCACUUGUUCAUACUACUUUGCCAUGAUGCUGCUCACCCGACCAUUCUUGAUUACUACCUUGAGAGCAAAAACACCCUCUGGGUCUUCAAGAGACCCACACGCAAGAAGAGCCAAUAACGGGGGUAAUAGUGAUAUUUCCUCGGAAAUUGCCCAUGGUGCAACAACUUGUAUUGAUUCAGCUACGUAUGCUAUACAGCUUUUGCAUGAAUUGCUCACAGCCAACAUGCUGUUCAACAACAUGCCAUUUUUCAUUGCGUGGGUUUUCGUCUCUGUGCUCGUCUUGAGCUCAGCCCAUUUUGGCCAACUAGAUCCUCAGAGAUCGAUAACACGAACCCUGCGCCAAGCCGACGAUAUCCUGGCUUGCUUUGCAGUGAACAGUCCACAAGCCAGGCGUUAUCGCCUUAUUCUGAAGAAACUUUCAACAGCCGCAGAACGCCAGAACGAGUCAAAGUCACAGUCUCGUGUUGUUCAUAUGCCACGGUUAUUCCACUUGGACUCUGGCGACUCUGGGCGCAGUCCACUCGCCGGGAGUUCCAUUCUCCCCGAGGAAGCAACAGAGGGUGGAAACAUGUCUCAGCCUAAAAUAUGUAACUGUUGUGGAAUUACUCCAGGCGGACGAGCGGUGGCUCCUACAGGCAGGCCCGAAGCCUACCACAACUCUGCUUCAUUCCCGCAAUCCGCCUUUCAUUCUGAAGAUAUCUUGGAUGUUUCUGGUUCCGACCUGGGCGGACCCCCAAUGACAAGUACGAAAGAAUCGCUUGGAUACGGAUCCCUGUUUCAGUUUGAAGGUGAUGCAUCUAUCUGGGACUUUACCUGGGCCGGUUCGCUUUAG
Penicillium robsamsonii is the source of this 1446-nucleotide messenger RNA. RefSeq names its product fungal specific transcription factor domain-containing protein. Gene Ontology annotation, molecular function: zinc ion binding; RNA polymerase II cis-regulatory region sequence-specific DNA binding; DNA-binding transcription factor activity, RNA polymerase II-specific. Gene Ontology annotation, cellular component: nucleus. Gene Ontology annotation, biological process: DNA-templated transcription; positive regulation of transcription from RNA polymerase II promoter by galactose. The record is from RefSeq and is a predicted model, not a curated record. Lineage: Eukaryota; Fungi; Ascomycota; Eurotiomycetes; Eurotiales; Aspergillaceae. The coding region runs from base 1 to 1446 and encodes 481 amino acids. The transcript has 3 exons.